AUGGUAAAAGCAACUCAACAUCGAUUCACAAACGAUGAAAGACGAGUUUUUAAACAAAAGACAGGUGUCCAAAUAUCUCAAAAACUAAGACCAUAUAUCCAAGGUCAAAAAUUAGCCCCAGAACAAAUUGAGUUCAUUAAAUUGGUGUGUGGAAAGUAUGGAGAUAAACCAAAGGUCUUGCAACAAAUUUUACCUUUCGCACCUUCGACGAUUUACAAAUAUUGCAAUGAAAUACAAAAAGAAAAAGCUCUCGGAAGGCCUCCACAAAAGCAAUUCAAUGGGAUUGAAGUCAGGAGAGUAUGGGCUUUGCCAAAACACACUAAUACCUUGGCCAUUCAUUAUACUAUGAACUUCUUUUUCCUUAUGAAUGGAGCAGGUGUUUGA
Messenger RNA from Naegleria lovaniensis, 384 nucleotides. RefSeq lists its product as uncharacterized. Bases 1 to 384 code for a protein of 127 amino acids. Lineage: Eukaryota; Heterolobosea; Eutetramitea; Acrasida; Naegleriidae. The record is from RefSeq and is a predicted model, not a curated record. The transcript has a single exon.